Amblyraja radiata (thorny skate) is the source of this 2005-nucleotide messenger RNA. RefSeq names its product pre-mRNA 3'-end-processing factor FIP1-like. The transcript has 16 exons. Gene Ontology annotation, cellular component: mRNA cleavage and polyadenylation specificity factor complex. Bases 217 to 1791 code for a protein of 524 amino acids. The record is from RefSeq and is a predicted model, not a curated record. NCBI's taxonomy places the organism in Eukaryota, Metazoa, Chordata, Chondrichthyes, Rajiformes, Rajidae.
CCAGCGGAGCUGCGCGCCGGCGCCGAGGCAUGGCGGUGCGGACUCAAUAGAGCGGAUCGUGCGGCCGCGGGGACGGAGGGCAAUGGGAUGGGCGACUGGCGCUGUCCGCCAUUGACCGCCCGCGACUGAGGGACGCGAUCUUAUUUUGCAUCGUCUUUUACUCGAGGGGGAGGGGUGUCUAUACUUUUCGGGACGCCCUCCCUGCUUGGCGCGGUAAUGGCCACCGACAUGGAGGCGCUGGGCUCGGCCGAGGCAGCGUCGGGCAGCGGCCUAGACGACGAGGAGGAGAGCUGGCUGUACGGAGAUGAAACCCCUGGUAAACAAGAAGAGAUGUCUUUGUUGGAUGGGGAUGAAGAUUCUUUGAAACCAUUGCAGGAGAUGUCACUUGAAUUUAAGGUCAACAACUUGGAAAUGGCCGACGGUCUGUCACAAAAUGGUGGUGACGAGGAUGACAGUGAUAGUGACAGUGAUGACGAUGAUGUGAAGGUCACCAUUGGCAACAUUAAAACGGGUGCACCACAGUAUAUGGGCACGCCAAUGAAUUUGAAUCUGAAGAGUGGACGUACCUAUGGUUCUUCUGCAGCAAAACUACAUUCUAGAGGCAUUGACCUUGAUGCCCCUGGAAGCAUCAAUGGAAUUCCUGUGAUUGAAACAGACUUGGACACAUUUGAAGAUAAACCAUGGAGGAAACCAGGUGCUGACCUUUCGGACUACUUUAACUAUGGCUUUACUGAAGAGACCUGGAAAGCAUAUUGUGAAAAGCAACGAAGACUUCAGUUAGGACUCGAUCCCAUCCUUGCAACUGUGCCGGACAACAAAAUAUUGUUUCACCAGGUGAGAGUGUGUAGCAUGGAGAAAGAUAUGGAAAACAAUUUGCCCAAAUUGGAAAUGAAGGAUGAUUUCAUGUCUCCACCUGGAGCAAGGAUGAAAGCAGGCCCACCACCCAAUAGUAUUUACUGCAGAAAACUGGCCGGCCAGAUUGACGUUAUUGGCGGAUUCACGGGCUCGAUCAGAAGGGUAGAAGGACGGCGGCGAGACAGGCACGGAGGGGAUGAAACUGCAAUUCAGGUUCUUGGAGAUCAUGCAAACAAACGGCCGCCAUUUGCAGCCCCUACAGGUCCUCCUCCUCCGAUGCCUGGACCACCUUGUCAUUUCAUGCAUCCACCCCCUCCUGUCACAAGUGGGCCACCACCCAUGCACCCACCAGGAAUGCCCCCACCUGGAUCCAUACCAGCAUUAUUUCCACCACCGUCUGUUCCCCCUCCAUCUUUACUGCUGCCAAACAUAGAAGGUGUUCCACCUCCAGGUUUUGACAACAGGCCACCCCCUCUCUUUCCCUUUAAUCCUACAGAAGCUGGCUUAAUUGUAUAUCCAGCAGUCACCACAGCCCAGUCAUCCUGGAUAAACAAGGUGGAUAAAGGUACCAAUAGCCACUGGGAGUACAAAGGGCCACGAAGAGAACGCGAGCGAGAGCGCGAGCCCGAUCGAGACAGAAACCGUGAGCGAGAUCGAGGCCCGACCCCAACGGCCGAAUAUAAUAGAGAACGGACCUAUGACAGAGAGUAUCAUCGGAGCAGAGAUCGCAGUCGAGACAGAGAAGAUCGCCACAGGGAAAGGCGGCACAAAGAUAAGGAUGAUACCAAGCACAAGUCGUCAAGGCGCAAACAGCAUGAGAACGAGGAAGGAGAAACUCACAGACGUCACAAACACAAGAAGAAUAAACGAAACAAAGAAGAUAAAGAGGCAGGGGGUGAAGGUACUGCAACAACCGAGGCAGAGACAAAGGAAUAACUCAGUCGCUGAACUGGUCUCCAUACUGGGACAUAUUCGUGAUGUGCAGGUUUGGUGAAUGCAACUUUGUGGGGGAAGAAAAAACCAACUCUAUGGACUCUGAUGCCUAACAGCUCAAUGAGGAGCCUGAUCCUACCUUUCUACGUACUUACACUUGGGAUUUUUUUGUAAAGUGUGCUUGGAAAACAAACAUUAAAAGUUUUUUUUCUAAAUA